Molecule: messenger RNA, 1237 nt
Organism: Erigeron canadensis
Lineage: Eukaryota; Viridiplantae; Streptophyta; Magnoliopsida; Asterales; Asteraceae
Product: chlorophyllase-2-like
Exons: 2
Coding region: 54-965 (303 amino acids)
Biological process (GO): chlorophyll catabolic process
Molecular function (GO): chlorophyllase activity
Source: RefSeq, a predicted model, not a curated record
GGAACAUAACAAACUUAUGAAAUAAAAAAAUCAUCCUAUUAUUCUAGUACGUUAUGUCCACUUCUUCUUCAGUUUGUGUAGAUGUGUUUGCCAUUGGGGAGCAUGAGACAAAGCUUGUGGAACCAGAAGAAAGUGUCACUCCAAAACCAUUGUUGAUAUUUACACCAUUAGAAGCUGGAGAAUAUCCAGUAUUGAUUUUACUACAUGGUCAUCUUCUUAAUAAUUCCUUUUAUUCCCAGCUUAGUCAUCAAAUUGCUUCACAUGGCUUCGUACUUGUCGUACCCCAGUUAUAUUCAGUAGCAGGAUGUGAUGCGACUAAAGAGCUGGAGAACGUAACCGACAUAACCAACUGGCUACCUGAAGGACUUCAAAAGCUUCUUCCAUCUCAAGUAAAUGCAAACCUAACAAAGCUAGGACUAGCUGGCCACAGUCGUGGAGGAAAAGUUGCAUUUGCCCUUGCACUAAAUAAAGUCAAAACCGACUUGAAGUUGAAAUUUUCAUUAUUAAUUGGGAUUGAUCCUGUUGAUGGAUUGGUUAAGGGAAUACAAACAACGCCAAAAGUUCUUACUUACAUUCCACAUUCAUUUAAUAUUGGCAUGCCAGUGAUGGUCAUUGGUUCGGGUCUUGGGGAAGUACAAAAAAAUCCCCUGUUCCCAGCUUGUGCUCCAAAAGGGGUAAACCAUGAAGAGUUUUACAACGAGUGUUGUAAACCAGCUUGUUAUUUUGUUGCAAAAGAUUAUGGGCAUCUUGAUAUGCUCGAUGAUGAGACCAAAGGGAUUAAAGGGAAGGCUACUCAUUGCUUGUGUAAGAACGGAAAGUCAAGGGAACCCAUGAGAAGAUUUGUUGGAGGGGUUGUAGUUGCUUUCUUGAAAGCCUAUUUUGGAGAGGAUUUUAGUUAUUUGAUUGAUAUAAAAGAUAAUGAAGGUAAACCCGUGGAGCUCCAGAAAGUUGAUUUUCUGGUCUGAAGUUUUAAAUCCGUCAUAGUUAUUGGAAGCAUUUUGACUCUAAUAUUAUAACUUGGAAUAUCAGCUUUUCUAUUGAAAUGCUUCUUAUAAUAAUCGUCAAGAAAUAGCGUCUCUUAUCCUUCAAGAAUUUAUAUACUUCUCUACUAAAGAAUGUCUGGUUAAUGUGGAUUAAUAUACGAGCAUUUUCAAUUUGUCUAAUAGAUCUUCUUAAUUAAUCAAACAUGUUUAAGUUGUGAUUCUUGUGUAAUAUGGAAGACAUUGUUUAAUGUUAA